Messenger RNA from Liolophura sinensis, 1276 nucleotides. Its product is annotated as large ribosomal subunit protein uL14m-like. Gene Ontology annotation, molecular function: structural constituent of ribosome. The coding region runs from base 228 to 674 and encodes 148 amino acids. NCBI's taxonomy places the organism in Eukaryota, Metazoa, Mollusca, Polyplacophora, Chitonida, Chitonidae. The transcript is spliced from 3 exons. The record is from RefSeq and is a predicted model, not a curated record. Gene Ontology annotation, cellular component: ribosome; mitochondrion. Gene Ontology annotation, biological process: translation.
GGAGCUAACUGCAGAUGACAAAAACGGACUGGCUCGACCGGCGACGUGAAACGUGUGGAUAUUUAUUCCAGUGAGGUUGUUCCUUGACAGUCUUGCAAUUUGUCAUUCGUGUGGAAACAGUAACGUUGACUGAUGAAUUAGCACGACGUCAUCUGCGUUCCUCCAUCCUGCUUGUCACCCCUGACUUUUUAAGCUUACCAAGGUUUCUUUUCGAGUUGAUUAUCACCAUGACAGCAGUUGUUAAAGUGGCCAAAUGUACGAAGCUUGGGGUUGUUAUGGCAACAGGAGCAAAGAACUUUAGUACAACCACAAGUUUACAAGAGAUAAGGAAAAUGGCUCGGUUACGAGUAGUCGACAAUAGUUCGAUUGGGAGAGCUGCAAUGGCUGCUGGGAAACCUCCACGCUGUAUCCAUGUGUACACUCCCACAGGGGUCGGUUUCCUUGGUGACAAGGUAUUAGUGGCAAUCAAAGGACAGAAGAAACGUGGCUAUUUGGUUGGCUUGAAGCAGAAACAGAAACCUAACAUCCCAAAGUUUGACAGUAACAACAUAGUUCUUGUGGAGGACAAUGGAAUGCCUAGUGGGACGCGUAUUAAAGUACCUGUGCCCUCAGUGCUGCGGGGUAAGGGUGGUGACUUCACAAAGCUUCUAGCCCUGGCCACAAAAUUUGUGUGAUGCCAGACUGUGCCACACUAGAAACAUUCACUGAAAUUGUGCUUAAAGACAUCAACUGUAGGGGUUUUGUUGAAGUCUGAUUUUUGUUAUUUGUGUUUUCUAUGAAAUACAGCUACAUUUUUAGUAUCUGGUGGAUGUACAUGUAAUUGUUGUUUUUUUCUCUCAGUAUAUAAUACUAGAAGAUGUAGGGUUCAGCAUGUCUGUCUGUCUGCCCAUCUGUUCAUACAUUCGUAAGAUCUGUCCAUCUGUCCCUACACCUGUCUAUAUUCAUUUGAUUUGCACAAAAGAUUGAGAUUUGUAUCUCAUCCUGCAGUUUUCAACAGAUUUUUUCUCAGAAUUGUGGAUGGCCCACUCGCAGUGUCUGUUAGUUAAGGGCAUCUGCAGGUUCAAACCAGGCCAUAGACAGGGAAGUUUAGGUUCUCUUCACCAAAUUAUUGUCGUAUUGCUGAGAGAAUUUAUGAUCAUAUAGUUAUUCAUCCACUUAUAAACCUCAAAUAAUAUUGCCUGAAGAUAUUGUGAUAGAUUAUGUACAUUUAUAUGACCGUUAUCAGUUAAUUUUGUGAACUUGUUCAUUUUCAUUCGAGUCGGUCGUUGGGAAGUUA